Messenger RNA from Setaria italica (foxtail millet), 812 nucleotides. RefSeq names its product ergosterol biosynthetic protein 28. The transcript has 3 exons. Lineage: Eukaryota; Viridiplantae; Streptophyta; Magnoliopsida; Poales; Poaceae. Gene Ontology annotation, molecular function: protein-macromolecule adaptor activity. Gene Ontology annotation, cellular component: endoplasmic reticulum; membrane. The coding region runs from base 128 to 616 and encodes 162 amino acids. The record is from RefSeq and is a predicted model, not a curated record.
AGUGGAACACCGAAAUCGCAUUAUUAGUACUCGGCCUCGGGCUGUCUGCAGCCUCUCACUCUCCAUUCUCGCUGUGCAGGCGUGCAGCGCGUUUUCCUCGAUUGCAGACGUACGCGCUUCGCUUGGAAUGGCCAGCGUCGCCGUCGGGAAGAAGCGCCGUGUGCCGGCGUUGGGGUGGUGGCUGAUGGUGGUCGGCACCGUCCGCCUCGCCUUCACCUGGUCCUGCUUCUUCGGCUCCGCGGCGCUCUGCUCCGCAACCUACUCCCAGGCACAGGUGAGCGACGUUCAUGGGCGCACGGUCGGGGUGUGGACGCUGCUGUCGUGCACGCUCUGCUUCCUGUGCGCUUUCAACCUCGACAACAAGCCGCUCUGCUUGGCGACCUUCCUGUCCUUCGUCUAUGCCUACGGCUAUUUCGUCGUCGAAUACCUGGUAUACCACAGCGUCGGUGCAUCAACUCUCGCCGCGCUCGGCUUCUUCGCAGAUUCAGAUACAUUAUGGCUGGGAACACAUCCAGUACCACCGAUCCUUACGGUGCUACCAUCGGGACCUGUACAUGUAAAAUCCAUCCAAACAUAUGAAUGGAUAGAACAUUGCAUUCACAAGAUUAUCGAUUGAAUAAAUAGCUGUGCAAGGAGAAACAAAAAAAAAUCAUUCAGCUUUGCACAAAUUUUGUCCAACCUCGAAUUUUAAAUGAUGAUAAAACCAUGCAUUUUAUCCAUGCAUAUUUUUAUAUGAAUUUUUCAUGUGUUAGCUAUAACGUGGGUGAAUUGAUGUUUGGCAAUAAGCACUUACUAGUUUCCAUAUAUGAUCG